ACACAAACAAACAUGAUCAUGAAGAUGCAAUCCAAUAAUCCUUUGCUGUUCAUCACCCUACAUUGCCUACUUGUACUUUCUGCUUCACAAGAUUUCGAUUUCUUCUACUUCGUUCAACAGUGGCCGGGAUCGUACUGUGAUACGAAACAAGGUUGUUGCUAUCCGAGUAGCGGAAAGCCGGCAUCAGAUUUUGGAAUCCAUGGACUUUGGCCUAACAGAAACGAUGGCUCGUAUCCUUCCAAUUGUGACUCUAGCAAUCCUUUCGAUGCAUCCAAGAUUUCAGACCUUACGAGCAAAAUGCAGUCGGAUUGGCCAACACUGUCGUGCCCAAGCAACACUGGGAUAACAUUUUGGGGUCACGAGUGGGAUAAGCAUGGAACUUGCUCAGAAUCUGUACUCAAUCAACAUGAUUAUUUCGCGACUACUCUUAGCCUCAAGAAUGAGAUCGAUCUUCUUCAAGCUCUACAAGGCGCAGGGAUUCAACCAAAUGGACAAAAGUAUAGUCUUAGUAGCAUAAAAGGUGCGAUUAAAGGAGCAAGCGGUUAUACUCCAGGGAUCCAGUGCAAUAAUGACUCAUCGGGUAACAGUCAGUUGUACCAAAUCUACCUAUGUGUGGACUCCUCGGCUUCGGGCUUCAUUGAAUGUCCGGUCUUUCCAAAUGGAAGUUGUGGCUCCUCCAUCGAGUUUCCUUCAUUCUAACUUGAAUGUUUCUGUGAAAAAAAUGUACGAACAUGUUUGUUCGUUUUAACUUUCUGUUCAAUUUGUAUGUGAUUUCAGUUUUACAGAAAUGCUUUUUUUCC
This is a messenger RNA of Cynara cardunculus var. scolymus (artichoke), 800 nucleotides long. Its product is annotated as extracellular ribonuclease LE-like. The record is from RefSeq and is a predicted model, not a curated record. Gene Ontology annotation, biological process: RNA catabolic process. Gene Ontology annotation, cellular component: extracellular region. Lineage: Eukaryota; Viridiplantae; Streptophyta; Magnoliopsida; Asterales; Asteraceae. Bases 13 to 699 code for a protein of 228 amino acids. Gene Ontology annotation, molecular function: ribonuclease T2 activity; RNA binding. The transcript has 4 exons.